CCACAACUGUGUCCCUGGGCGGUGGCAACACACGUCUCCUAUAUCAGGCAACAAGUCACCGACCCUCGAAACCCUCCACAACACGUCCAUACGACAUCAAGAAGUCCUUCAAAUCCUUUCCGACAGUACCAAAUAUUUAUUCAACCGCCAAAAUGGACGAAGACCUUCUCGCACUCGUCGUGGUCAUGGGCGUCUUCGUGACUUUCCCGCUCGGCGUCGUCCUCUUCACUACGGGCUGCAUCGCAUACUCGCGCACCAAGAAGUGGGACAAGGAGCGCAACCUCAAGGCCGUCAACGCCGAGUCUUCCGAUCGGCUGAUCGAUGACGAAGACGACUUCCUCGACACCGACGAUGAGGAGGAAUACGCCACAAAGAAGGCUGAGGAGGAGAACGACAAGACCCUGACCUUCAAGCAGAAGUUCCGCAAGGAAUUCCGCGCUGUGUGGUCAGGCAAAGGCAGGGAGCAGAUCAUCAAGGAGAGGGAGCGUGAGGAGAGGAGGAAGCUGGCCAAGGCCGUCGCGAAGGAGCUCGAGAGGCGGGAGCGCAGGCGUGCAAGGAAGGCUGAGAGCCAGGCGGGCUUUGAGGCUGCGCCGCCGAGCUACAAGAACUAGAUGGUGUUGGUGUGAUAGAGUCAAGCUGCGAUACUGCUGUGACUGGCGCGAGUUGAAGUUUCCAUUGGCCUAAGAUUGAUAUACCCCCUACUAUUCUGCACCUUUACUAUUCGCAAAUCAAAAAUGCCACAUACCAGCACGUGCUUCACAAAACGCUCGUGGACGGCUCCUU
This is a messenger RNA of Boeremia exigua, 783 nucleotides long. RefSeq lists its product as uncharacterized. The coding region runs from base 153 to 611 and encodes 152 amino acids. The transcript has a single exon. The record is from RefSeq and is a predicted model, not a curated record. Lineage: Eukaryota; Fungi; Ascomycota; Dothideomycetes; Pleosporales; Didymellaceae.